AUGGCCUGGACCCCUCUGCUCCUGGCGCUCCUCUCUCACUGCACAGGGUCCCUGUCCCAGCCUGUGCUGACCCAGCCGCCCUCCCUCUCUGCCUCUGUGGGAGUCACAGUCACACUCACCUGCACCCUGAACAGUGGCUUCAGUGUUGGUGAUUACUGGAUAUACUGGUUCCAGCAGAAGCCAGGGAGCCCUCCCUGGUAUCUAUUAUCUUAUAAAUUAGACUCAGAUAAGUACCACGGCUCCGGGGUCCCCAGCCGCUUCUCUGGAAUCGCAAAUGCCUCGGCCAACGCGGGGCUCCUGACCAUCUCGGGGCUGCAGCCUGAGGACGAGGCUGACUAUUACUGUAACACGUGGGACAGCAGUUCUACGACUUACACAGAGGUCCAGACCCACAGGGAAGUGAGACAAAAACCUCCCCUCCGCUCCCCUGGCCUGGCCUGGGCCCUGCUGGCAGCUCUCACUCCCCGACCCCCUCAGCACCCUCAGCACCAUGAGGUCUCACGUGAAGGCUCGGUCACGGCUGACUGUGUAUGA
Messenger RNA from Pipistrellus nathusii (Nathusius's pipistrelle), 534 nucleotides. NCBI's taxonomy places the organism in Eukaryota, Metazoa, Chordata, Mammalia, Chiroptera, Vespertilionidae. The record is from the annotation of a GenBank genome assembly.